AAUCACCCAAAAACAAUGGCCCUAACUAAGCCAAUCCUCUUUCUACUCUUCACCUCCACUCUCCUAACUGCUGCCCAAUCAUGGAACGCCACGGAAGAAGAUGACCAUUAUCCAAUGACAGAUUACCUCGUACCUUACAAUCUCACAAGAAGAACUAUUAUCGAAAAAUAUCAUGGCCCAUGUAAGCCCACAAACCCAAUUGACAAAUGCUGGAGAUGCAACCCCAAAUGGGCCCAAAACCGAAAGAAAAUAACCGAUUGUAUUAUCGGGUUCGGUAAAGGAACCACCGGUGGUAGAGCCGGCAGGUAUUACGUUGUCACCGACCCGUCCGACAAUGAUGUCAUUAACCCAAGACCCGGAACUCUCCGUCACGCCGUCAUCCAAAAAGAACCGUUGUGGAUAUACUUUGCAAGAAGCAUGACAAUUAAACUACAAAAGGAACUCAUCGUGCAAAGCCAUAAAACAAUAGACGGUCGGGGCGCCCAAGUUCACAUCGCGAACGGUGCGGGUUUCAUGAUUCAAUACGUUCAAAACGUCAUAAUUCACAACCUGUUUAUCAGCGAUAUCGUGUCUACCUCCGGGGGAUUAAUCAGGGACUCCGUCGAUCAUUACGGGUUAAGAGGAACGGCUGACGGGGAUGGUGUUUCGAUAUUCGGGUCUUCCAACAUUUGGCUUGAUCAUCUCUCAAUGAGGAACUGCGCUGAUGGUUUGAUCGAUGCGGUGGAAGGUUCCACCAAGAUUACGAUAUCGAAUUGUCAUUGGACGGAUCACGAUAAGGCGUUGUUAUUCGGUGCCAGCGAUAAAACAGACAUAGACAGUAAGAUGAGAAUAACCGUGGCUUAUAACCAUUUUGGUAAGAGACUUGUGCAGCGAAUGCCGAGAGUAAGAGGUGGUAUUGUUCACGUGAUUAAUAACGAUUACACGCAUUGGAAUAAGUAUGCUAUUGGCGGUAGCCAUGGCGCGACCGUGAUCAGCCAGGGAAACAGGUUUAUUGCGCCUAUGUUGCCCGAACUUAAAGAGGUAACACAUAGGGAUGCGCCCGAGUGGGAUUGGAAGAGAUGGUCAUGGUGUUCGCAAGGGGAUAUAUUCGCCAGGGGAGCGUUUUUCAGAAGUUCGGGCGAUUGUAGUAAAGGGAAUAUCGCGAGAUUGGCUGGAAUGGACGCCAUUUAUCCAAGACGCGGAAGAGCGGUGAAGAGCAUGACUCGUUUCGCAGGAUACCUUGGUUGUAGGCCUGGUGUGGCUUGUUAAUUCAUUAAUUAA
Messenger RNA from Impatiens glandulifera, 1260 nucleotides. Its product is annotated as pectate lyase-like. The transcript has a single exon. Gene Ontology annotation, molecular function: pectate lyase activity. Lineage: Eukaryota; Viridiplantae; Streptophyta; Magnoliopsida; Ericales; Balsaminaceae. The record is from RefSeq and is a predicted model, not a curated record. Bases 16 to 1248 code for a protein of 410 amino acids.